AUGUCAUUAAUUAAGUCUUCAUUAUUUUACAGUAGUACAACAGUAACCAUCUCUGAGGGCAAAGAUAGUCAUAAUGCUAGACUAUCUCAAGAAUGCGAAGUAUACAACAAAUUAUUCACUUAUCCUAUUCAUCUUCAAAAACAUAAAAGGAUUCACAGUGGAGAGAAACCCUAUGAAUGUAAACUAUGUAGUAAAACAUUCAAUUGUUCCAGUCAUCUUCGGGCACACGAAAGAAUUCACAGUGGAGAGAAACCCUAUGAAUGUAAACAGUGUAGUAAAACAUUCCGGCAAUCUGGAACUCUUCAGAAACAUGAAAGAAUUCACAGUGGAGAGAAACCCUAUGAAUGUAAACAGUGUAGUAAAACAUUCCGGCAAUCUGGAACUCUUCAGAAACAUGAAAGAAUUCACAGUGAAGAGAAAACCUAUGAAUGCAAACAGUGUAGUAAAACAUUCAGUGAUUCCAGUAGUCUUCGGGCACAUAAAAGAACUCACAGUGGAGAGAAAAUCUAUGAAUGCAAACAGUGUAGUAAAAAAUUCAGUUGUUCCAGUAAUCUUCAGAAACAUGAAAGAAUUCACAGUGGAGAGAAACCCUAUGAAUGUAAACAGUGUAGUAAAACAUUCCGGCAAUCUGCAGCUCUUCAGCAACAUGAAAGAAUUCACAGUGGAGAGAAACCCUAUCAAUGUAAACAGUGUAGUAAAACGUUCCGGCAAUCUGGAACUCUUCACAAACAUGAAAGAAUUCACAGUGGAGAGAAAACCUAUGAAUGCAAACAGUGUAGUAAAACAUUCAGUUAUGACAGUAGUCUUCAGGCACAUGAAAGAAUUCACAGUGGAGAGAAAACCUAUGAAUGCAAACAGUGUAGUAAAAAAUUCAGUUGUUCCAGUCAUCUUCGGACACAUGAAAGAAUUCAUAAUGGAGAGAAACCCUAUGAAUGUAAACAGUGUAGUAAAACAUUCCGGCAAUCUUGUCGUCUUCAGCAACAUGAAAGAAUUCACAGUGGAGAGAAACCCUAUGAAUGUAAACAGUGUAGUAAAACAUUCAGUUGUUCCAGUCAUCUUCGGUUACAUGAAAGAAUUCACAGUGGUGAGAAACCCUAUGAAUGUAAACAAUGUAACAGAACAUUCAGGAGAUCCUGUCAUCUUUGGGAACAUAAAAGAAUUCACAAUGGUGAGAAACCCUAUGAAUGUAAACAAUGUGGUAAAACAUUCAGUUGUUCCAGUAAUCUUCGGAUACAUGUAAGAAUUCACAGUGGUGAGAAACCCUAUGAAUGUAAACUAUGCAGUAAAACAUUCACUAGUUCCAGUAGUCUUCGGAACCAUGAAAGAAUUCACAGUGGAGAGAAACCCUAUGAAUGUAAACUAUGCAGUAAAACAUUCACUAGUUCCAGUAGUCUUCGGAACCAUGAAAGAAUUCACAGUGGUGAGAAACCCUAUGAAUGUAAACAAUGUGGUAAAGCAUUCACUUGUUCCAGUAGUCAUUGGAUACAUGUAAGAAUUCACAGUGGUGAGAAACCCUAUGAAUGUAAACUAUGCAUUAAAACAUUCACUAGUUCCAGUAGUCUUCGGAAACAUGAAAAAAUUCACAGUGGAAGGGCAGAAGAUAGAUAGCAUAAUGGUUAUGCACACAGACUCUCAUGCCUGAGGCUCCAAAUUCCCAGGUUCAAUCCCCUGCACCACCAUAGGCCACAGCUGAGCAGUGCUCUAUUUAAAAAAAACGAAUUCACAGAAUUCACAGUGGAGAGAAAUACUAUGAAUGUAAAGAAUGUAGUAAAGCAUUAAUUUCAUCCAGUUAUCUUCAGACACAUGAAAAUAUUCACAGUGGAGAGAAACAUUAUGAAUGUAAACUUUGUAGUAAAACAUUCAGGCAAUCCAGUAAUCUUCAGACAUGAAAGAAUUCACAGUGCAGAGAAACCCUAUGAAUAUAAACAAUGAGGUAAUGGAUUCUUGGUUUCUAGGUUUCUUCAGUUACAUGAAAGAACUCACAGUGGAGAGAAAGAAACCUGAAUGUAACCAUGUAGUCUAAUAUUCAUUUAAGCCAGUUUUCUUAGAUUGAAAGGAUCUCACAGUGGAAAGAAACCCAGUGGAUGUAAACAGAAAAACAUUGAUUCAAGUCUGUCAUCUUUGUCAUCAUGAAAUAACUCACCAUGGAGAGAAAUUUGAUGGAUAUAAGCAGUGUUGAAAACAUUCUAUUAUUCUGCUCUUUGUAAACAUGAAAGAAUUCACAGUGACGCAAAACCCCCUGAAUGUAAUAAAGUGUUAGAUGUUCCACUAAAUUCAAAUACAUGAAAAUAUUCACAAUGGAAAUCAAUCUUGAGCAUAAACUGUACUAAGAAAGAAAGAUGCAACCUGAGAUAUGAUGCAGAGGCUAGUGGUUCAAUGUAAUAGUUUUUGGUGUGAGCUUCUGCACUCCGUGGGUAGUUAUGUUCUGUUUUAUUGUCUCUCUCUCUCCAUCUUGUGAUAAUAUAUAAGUAAAUAUCUUUAAA
This is a messenger RNA of Erinaceus europaeus (western European hedgehog), 2483 nucleotides long. Its product is annotated as zinc finger protein 709-like. Gene Ontology annotation, biological process: negative regulation of transcription by RNA polymerase II. Gene Ontology annotation, molecular function: DNA-binding transcription repressor activity, RNA polymerase II-specific. The record is from RefSeq and is a predicted model, not a curated record. Lineage: Eukaryota; Metazoa; Chordata; Mammalia; Eulipotyphla; Erinaceidae. The transcript has a single exon. The coding region runs from base 1 to 1608 and encodes 535 amino acids.